AUGGGUUGCUGUCUAGGCACCACCGCCGCAAACAACCGUCAACCGGAUAAAUCCAAGCUCAAAACAGAGCCUCGACCAGCUUCCCACUCUCCUCCGCCGGCAUUCGAAGAAGAGACGGUAAAGGAAGUCCUUUCUGAAACCCCCAUCGUCCCCAAAACUCCACCGACAGUCAUCGUAGACCGCCCACAGAUUCUUCAAUCGGAGGAACGCAGAGCCGUUGAUUUAACGAAAAAACCAUCAGAGGAAGUUCAAGAGAAUGUUUCCGAGAUGUCGGAGAUGUAUAGUUACAGUGAGAGCUUCUCUGCUGCAACAACGGCGACGGUGGCGGAUGCUAAGAAAGACGAAAUCGAGAUGGACGAUGAAGGUGAAGUCACCCAAAAAGUGAAAAUCAGGUCUCCGCCGGCCAAGAGGGUUGUCAGAAAACGUCCGAUGGCGACUUCAGGCGAACUUGCUGGGAAGAAGGAACGAAUCACCAGACCUGCGGCUAGAAGGCAAAUGGCUCCUUCUCCGGAGAAAAAACGUCAGUCGCCGUCGAGGACUACGACGAACGUACAACGCCAACGAAAUGUAGGACAACCCAAUGAUGCCCGGAGAGAAGUCACGGCUCGGAGAUCGAGGUCACCGGCAGUGCGUGGUGAAGCAGGUCAACGUCGGAAAAUAAGAGACAGAAGUCCCGCUGAGAAAUCCAGUGACGUGAUACCUGUUAACACCGUGGAAAGUGAAGAAAAGAGUACGGUGGAAAAGGCCGACGACGGUGCCGCCUCGCCGGAGCCGCAGACAACCGAGUCGUUGGAAAACCCUCUUGUUUCCCUAGAGUGCUUCAUUUUCCUAUAG
Molecule: messenger RNA, 834 nt
Organism: Lactuca virosa
Lineage: Eukaryota; Viridiplantae; Streptophyta; Magnoliopsida; Asterales; Asteraceae
Source: the annotation of a GenBank genome assembly